Messenger RNA from Quercus lobata, 6453 nucleotides. RefSeq names its product TMV resistance protein N-like. Gene Ontology annotation, molecular function: protein binding; ADP binding. The transcript has 8 exons. The record is from RefSeq and is a predicted model, not a curated record. Gene Ontology annotation, biological process: defense response; signal transduction. Bases 385 to 1746 code for a protein of 453 amino acids. Lineage: Eukaryota; Viridiplantae; Streptophyta; Magnoliopsida; Fagales; Fagaceae.
AAAUAAAAAUGAGCAGUGGAAGUUUCUUGUAAUUUUUCCUAAAAGGAGCACUGAAACUUCAGUCUAUUUCAUUACUUCCAAAAUUCUAGCUCGCCUCAGUCUUUUCUCUCUCUUCAUUUGCAAAUUUCAGGUUGGAUUUCUACUCACUCCAAUUCGACGCAUUUUCAAAACUAUGCAAGUCAAGUUGGGGAUCAAGUUAUUUCUUCUUCCCUAAUUUUAGAUCCACCUGUUCUAGCCCCAAUCUCAGAUUUAUUUUUGUUAUGGCUUUGAUGGGCAUGGAAACGGGCUCAUCAUCUAUCCCAAGUUCUUCUUCAUCUUCUACCGCUCAAGUGGAAGUAUGAUGUCUUUCCCAGUUUUAGAGAUGAGGACACCCGCAACAAGUUCAUGGGUCAUCUAUAUGAGGCUUUGAUACAGAAAGGCAUUGCCACCUUUAAAGACGAUGAAAAACUUGAAAAGGGAAAACCCAUUAGACCAGAGCUAUUGGAAGCGAUAAAAGAAUCCAAAUUUGCUAUUGUCAUUCUCUCAGAAAACUAUGCAUCUUCAACUUGGUGCUUAGAUGAACUUGCAAACAUCAUUCACUGCAAGAAAGAGAUGGAAAUGAUAGUUCUGCCUAUUUUUCACCAUGUGGACCCAUUAAAUGUACGAAAACAAAUGGGAACUUUUGCACAGGCAUUUGUUAAACACGAAGAAAAGGAGAAUAAAGAAAGGGUGGAGAAAUGGAGAGAUGCUUUGACACAAGUGGGCAACCUCGCUGGAUGGCAUUUAAAGAAUACUAGGUCUGAGAUAGAAGACAUCAAAGACAUUGUAGGAAAAAUAUCACUUAACUUGAAAUAUGAUGCAUUCCAAUAUAUUACCAAGGACCUGGUAGGAAUAUACUCUCGAAUGGUGGAAUUGGAGUCGUGUUUAGUUGUAGGGUCAAAUGAUGUUCGCUUUAUAGGGAUUUGGGGGAUGGGGGGAAUGGGUAAGACAACUCUUGCUAGAGUUGUUUAUUAUAUGGUUUCUAAAAAAUUUGAAGCUUGUAGUUUUAUUGAGAAUGUUAGGGAGAUGGAAACAAAUUUGACAAUAAAAGAUGAGUAUGAUGGAGCUCUCAAGAUCAUGAAUAAGGUACGUCAUAAAAGGAUUCUUUUUGUUCUUGAUGAUGUAGAUAAACUGAAACAAUUAAAAAUGUUAGCCAGGGAGCAUCAUGCGUUUGGUUCUAGCAGUAGAAUUAUCAUAACAACAAGAGAUAAGCACGUGUUGGAAGCAUGUGCAGUAGAUGAAAUAUAUGAAUUUCAAGGAUUGAAUUAUAAAGAUGCUCUUCAACUUUUUUGCUUGAAAGCUUUUAAAAAAGAGCAUGUUCCAAAUGAUUAUUUAGAGCUGUCCAAAGAUUUUAUAAAAUAUGCUGCUGGUCUUCCUUUAGCUCUUGAGAUUUUGGGUUCAUUCUUGUUUGGAAAAAGUACCACUGAAUGGAAAAGUGCGCUAGAGAGGCUCAAAGAAUAUCCUAAUAUAGAAAUUCUCCAUGUACUUCAAAUAAGUUUUGAUGGACUCCAUUACACAGAGAAGGAAAUAUUCCUACAUAUUGCAUGCUUCUUUAAUCAUGAUAUGAAAGAUCAUGUAGUAGAAAUUCUAGAUAGUCUUGGCCUUUACCCUAAUGUUGGGUUGAAGGAACUAAGUAACAAAUCUCUCUUGAAAAUUAUGUAUAAUAAUGUGGUGUGGAUGCAUGAUUUACUUGAAGAAACGGGUAAGAACAUAGUUCGUCAAGAUUAACCUGAUGAUCCUGGGAAGCAUAGUAGACUAUGGCCUUUUAAGGACAUUGACAACAUUUUGAAACAAAAUAAGGUAAGAGGUUAUUUAGAGAAUUUGAGCUCAUUCUCUACCUUCUUGUUCAAAAAAUUUGAAAUUUGAAUUGUUAUACUAAUAAUAUAUUUUGCAAUUCUCCAAUAACUUCUUGAUACUUAGGGCAUAGAAGCAGUUCAAGCCAUGUAUAUUUCAUGUAUUUAUCAUCAAGAAAAACAGGCACGUUGGAGCCCUGAGGCCCUUACAAAGAUGUAGAAUCUUAAAUUUCUUAGAAUUCUUGGCUUUCACCAUGUCAUCGAAAGUCUUCCUAAUGAUUUAAGAGUUCUUGAUUGGGAAUCAUAUCAUUCAAAAUCUUUGCCAUCAAGUUUCCAGCUAGAUGAGCUUAUUCAACUUCGUUUGUGCUAUAGCAAAAUUGAACAACUUUGGGUUGAAAUAAAGGUAAUUGUGUUAUUAAGUAUCAUCACAACUUUGGUUUUAAGUUUCUAGAAAUGGACACUAGGAAGCUAAUUAUUCAAACUUUCUUUUUCUUUCAAUAAAAUUUUGACAAGUUGAGGUUCAUUGACUUGACCAAUUCAUGGAACUUGAUUAUAACCCCAAACUUCACUGGAGUCCCAAAUCUUGAGAAGUUAAUUCUUAAAAAUUGUAAACGUUUACGCAAGCUUCCCCCAUCCAUUGGAAUUCUUAAAAAAUUUAUUCUUCUUAAUCUACAAAAUUGCCUAAGACUAAAUUGCCUUCCAAGCAUUGGAAAUAUGGAAUGCUUACAGAAGCUUUUUUUGGAUUACACUACUAUUAUGGAACUACCUUCAUCAGUUGGAGGCUUGAUUGGCCUAACCUAGUUGACUCUAAGUAAUUGCAAAAAUCUUGCAUGUCUUCCUAGCACCAUUUGUAAUUUGACAUCUCUUAAAUCUCUAGAUCUUUCUGGAUGCUCAAAAUUUGACAACUUGCCUGAGAACUUUGGGAAUGUCAAAGGUUUGAAGAAGCUUAAUUUGAGUGGAACAGCUAUUAAAAAGUUGCCUUCAUCAAUUGAACGUUUGACAAACCUUACUUCAUUGACUCUACUUAAAUGCUAUAAACUUGUAUGUCUUCCUAACACCAAAUGUGGUUUCAAGUUCUGUGGUGCUUUUGAUCUUUCAGGACACUCAAAAUUUAAAAAAAUUGCCAGAGAACCUAUGGAUAAUCGAAGGUCUAGAGAAACUUGAUUUGAGUAGAACAGCUAUAGAAGAGCUACCUUCAUCAAUUGAACGUUUGACAAGCCUUACUUUAUUAACUCUCAAAGGUUGCAAAAAUCUUGUGUCUUCCUAGCACUAUUUGUAGUUUGAAAUUGCUUGAAUCUCUAGAUCUUUUUGGAUGCUCAAAAUUUGACAACUUGCCGGAGAACCUAGGGAAUCUUGAAGCUUUGAAAAAACUUGAUUUGAGUGGAACAGCUAUUAAAGAGUUGCCUUCAUCAAUUGAACGUUUGACAUGUCUUACUUCAUUGACUCUACUUUAUUGCUAUAAACUUAUGUGUCUUCCUAACAUUAGUUGUGGUUUUAAGUUUCGUGGUGCUCUUGAUCUUUCUACAUGCUCAAGAUUUAAAAAAUUGCCAAAGAACCCAUGGAUAAUCGAAGGUCUACAGAUGCUUGAUUUGAGGAAAACAGUUAUAAAAGAGCUGCCUUCAUCAAUUAAACAUUUGACUAGCCUUACUUCAUUGACGCUAAGAUAUUGCAUGAAUCUUGUGCACCUUCCUAGCACCAUUUGUAGUUUGAGGUUGCUCAAUUCUCUUGAUCUUUUUGGAUGCUUAAAAUUUGACAACUUGCCAGAGAACAUGGGAAAUAUAAAAGGUUUGGAGGUGCUUAAUUUGUGUUGGACAGCCAUAAAAGAGGCUCCUUCUUCCAUUGUUCUCCUUAAAAAUCUCAAACAGCUAAAUAUCCAUGGUUCGAAGUCUGAUUUUUAUUCCCAGCCGGCAAGUCUUGAGUCCAUGACCCCAUUACAGACUUCAUCUAUUUUCUUGCCAACAAGUCCUCCUAGGAGAAGUUUAUUGCCUUCAUUUUUAUAUUUUUACCUGCCAACAAGUCCUGUUCCGAUGGGCUUUUUACUGCCUACCUUAUCAGGUUUGCAAUCUUUAACAUAUUUGUAUCUUAGAGACUGCGAUCUUUCAUCAAUCCCCAAUGACAUUGGCUGCUUGCCAUCUUUAGAAUGCUUAAAUUUAAGUGGAAAUAAUUUUGUUUCCCUUCCUAAAAGCAUGUCUCAACUCUCUAAUCUUCAAAUACUUUGUUUGGAGGGUUGCAAGAGGCUUCAAUCUUUGGAAAAUGUUCCGUCAACUAUUGAUUUUGUAAUUGCAAACGAUUGUAUCUCAUUGGAGAGAAUGCCAGAACUACAAUUUUAUCCUCUAAGGUCAAAUCACUCCCAUUUGAAUUUCCAGUGUCUCAACUGCUUCAAAUUGGUUGACUAUAUUCAAAGCGGUGGUAACAUGUUUCAGGUCUCUCUCUCUCUCUCUCUCUCUCUCUCUCUCUCUCUCUCUCUCUAAGUUCUAUACGUUAUGUUUGUAUGUUUCAGGGACUAAGUGGUAGACUACCAGACUUGUUAGAAAUUAUUAUUCCUGGAAGAGAAAUUCCAAAAUGGUUUAACCAUGAAUGUAUGGGUCAUAAAUUGAACAUACAAGUGCCUUCUAGUGAGUGUGAUGAUGUGAUGGAAAUUGCAUUGUGUGCUGCUUUUGUACCCAAGAAGAGGCUUCCCCGCUUUUCAAUAUGUCAACUUUCAUGUUCAUUAAAUGGAGUUCAAAUGAAACAUCGAGUGUACUUUGGUUUUAGGACAAACUAUGGAAUAAUUGAAUCACAUCACCUUUGGCUGCUCUAUUAUUCCAAUUACACUCUAAAUGAUGGAAGAAUAUCUAGUGAAAUUGAUGCAAAUGGAUUUUGUCAACUUAAUAUUAAAAUAGAUAGCCAGAGCUUUGAGGUGAAGAAAAUUGGGGUCCGUUUGGUAUACCGGCAAGACACUGAAGAUCCCUAUCAAACUAAGGCACUGUGCAUCAACAACAGCAGUAUGCUCCUAUGAGGACCUGGGUGUUCUCCAUCAUGAUCUUGACGAUUCAGCCUUAGAAAGUAUCAGAAAACAGUGAAGCAAUGAUGAGGAUGGCGGGUCUGGAUCGCUGGACUUCCCUUAGUGGAGAACGCUACAAUAUUGAGGAACCACAGACAAAGAGGAUCAAAGAGUUGAGGGAUUAAUGGCUGAUUUUUGUAGCAUCUAGUGAAAAUGACAUGGAAGGCUAAAUGUUGUCUGUUCGUAAUCUGUAACUGUGGGCAUAAUAUAGAUUUUUCUUGUUGUCUUGUUGGUGCAUUUUUAUUUAUUUAAUUAAUGGAAGGACAGGAUCAAAUGUCCAAGAAGCUUGAAGCUGCAGUUAGAGGGAUAGUUACAAGAGUGAUAUUGAAGUAUCAGCCAAGUAGCUAUGGUCUUCUCACACCCACCUUAGGCUCCUGCGAAAGUGGUCAACGACCCAGAAGGGUCAAGCAUUUAAAUUGACUGUCAAUUGGCUCUUUUUAUUGAUUAAAUCUUUUUUGUUUUUGGUGUCCUGCAAAUUUAAUGUUCUGUUAUACUUCUAAUGAUAUACAGAUAUAAAUACUUCCCAUCAAUCUCUUUCCUUAAUGCAAAGUUACCAUCCAGUGCCUCUAUGCUUGGAGAAGUAUAAUGGUAGCUAGAAAGGUUGCUCAAAUGAGCUACAAUUGGAAGAUAGGGAAGGAAGACAGGUUAACAUCCGGAGAUAGAGGUGGCUGCCAACACUAAGCACAUUCAGGGUGGUUUCACCAAGACAUCCUCAAUCUGCAGCAAACUAUGUGUGACUUGCUGGAUGAUAAUUCAAAGACUUGUUGAAAGGAUGUUCUGGACAGAAACUGGAGAUUUUUCAGUUCGGAGUGCAUAUGAUUUGUUGGAAAGCUAAGUGGACGUAAGUUAAAUACUUAAAUUCCUAACAGGCUCAGGUUAGGAAUGCACUGCAGGAUAUCCUACCAACAAAGACUCAUUUCUAUUUUCCAAACGCACCAUCUCUUCAGUAACUUGUGAGCAGUGGAAUGAAGUUCCUGAAACCAACCAAUUUACAUGCUUUAUGGUCUUGCCCACACGCCAUGAAGCAAUUGUGGCUGCACAUAAAUGGAAAAAGAUUUGAGGAACCAGGAAUGCAGAAAAUAUUUAGUCUGAGAUACUGCAUAUCCCAACAUGGAAGCCCCCUUAAUUACCUUACUCCAAGGUAAAUGUUGCUGUAAAAAAUGCGAGGAUGGCUUUUGCUAUGGAAUAGGCGCAGUGAUUAGAGAUUUUAAUGGGAAUUUUGUUGCAGCUAAGGUUGAGGUGAUUGUGAGCCAAUGCUGUCUGGAUGGUCAUUUUACAGGAUUCUGGCAUGCCCUAUAAUUGUGUAACCAGCAGGGACAUCAGGAGGUUCAACUUGAGAGCUACUUUAGUAUUUUGCCAUUGCUGCUUUUAAGAUAUACAACCCCCCCCCCCCCCCCCACAACAAAAAAAAAAGACCUGAAAUGCUGAAACUAGCCAUACUAAUUUUAGAUGUUAUGAGUUUAAUUUUGUGGACAAAAGCUAAUAAUGCUACUCUUGUUUUAGCAGUUCUUGUGUGUAAAUAUUGUCACUGAGAUUUGGCUGGGUAUCUGUCAAAAACAAGAUUGGGGAGAAAAUGAUUUCAUUGAAUAAUUAUGAUUA